Messenger RNA from Anopheles maculipalpis, 2016 nucleotides. RefSeq lists its product as uncharacterized. The transcript has 2 exons. The record is from RefSeq and is a predicted model, not a curated record. Bases 1 to 2016 code for a protein of 671 amino acids. NCBI's taxonomy places the organism in Eukaryota, Metazoa, Arthropoda, Insecta, Diptera, Culicidae.
AUGAAGUAUAAGCAUUGUCGUGUCCUGUUACUGUUACUGCACUACGGGACUAGCUGCACUAAAGCAUCACUCGAUGCAUUACGCCACAGUGACUGUCACUCGAGCACGGUAUCGAUGGAAACACGGAUCCUCGAGAAUUAUCUCACUAACCAGCACACUGUCACUGUGAUAGAAUCGAACAACGAAAUUCCGAUCAUGUCGCCAUACUGUCUGCGGAAUCCGGUUCCUUUGAAUGCUUUCACUCUUCACCGUUUUCAGCUAUUUGUCCAGCAAUCGUUACAACAAAACACCGAGCAGCUGGAGUAUCGUAUGAACGAGUGCUUUGUGGGAUCCGGUGUAAUCCAGGAACUGUUAACGGAGCUUCUGCCCUACCUAUCACAGUACAAUCCGCGUGCAAAGGUGCUUCUACUUACACAGGACAUGAUUGAUGAAGAUCUGGUUGAGCUUUUUCACGUCGGCUGGUACAAGUAUCGGCUGCUGCAGAUUAUUGUACUUAAUCGCCAUGGUAAUGACACUAUCGAAAGCUGUGUGUUUAAUCCUUUCCGGAAGGAACUGUCGCCGGAGCUACAAAUUUUGCCGACAUUUAAAUCUGAUCUGCACUGCAACCUACUGGAGGAUGGAACCGAACUAGAGUCGUAUAAUGGAGAAUUGAAUCAUUUCAUCAACAACCGGGUAUGCAAUCUGAACGGAUAUCCUUUAAACAUUGCGAUGCACGUUAGCAACGGUUCGACGUCGGCGUACGACUGCAUUCUGGGAACGGUUAGCUUUACCGACAUCGAUCAGGAGAUACUUUCCAUCAUGCAAAAACUCAUGAAUUUCAGCCUCAUUCUGCACAAAAAUGAACUAGAGCUAUCGAUCGGUUACAUUCAUCCAAACGGAACACCGGUCGGGACGCUUUGGUUGAUCGAGAACAACUUGAUCGAUCUGGCGGCAAACUCACGCAUCAUUCACAACUAUGAUACGAAGAAUUUGCUCUACUUGCACUACAUUUCCACGGAGAAACUGGUCUUCAUAACUCCGCGAAACUUUUUCAAAAAUCGAGACAAAACACAGGUCUUUAUCAAUCCGUUUAGCGUAGCUUACAUGCUCACGAACGUGUUGCUGUCGUUUGGUGUGCCGAUGGUUAUAUUCCUGCUCGAGUACGCAGCCUACCGAUUGGACGUGCCGCGAGAAACAAAGCACUAUUCAUUCGGUACCAAAACGCUCAACAUGGUGGGCAUUAUCUACAACGUGUCGGUAAAACUACCACGGGCUGCUCGCAAGCGCUGGAUAAUUGUUGGACUGCUAGUUUACAACAUAGUUUCAUAUCCGAUCUGGCAAGGCGUUACCAUCCGCUACCUUCACCCGAACAAUCAGCAGGUGAACAACAUCAACAGUCUGGAGGAGUUGAUUGAAACGGAUCUCGAGCUUAAGGUGUCUCACUAUCACGAGCACAUCGUGCGCCACGAAGGACCUCACCUUCAAAGCCCCGUUUACAGUGCACUAUCGGAGCGGUUGUCCACUAAAAACACUUCCUCGUUGCGUGAUUCCAUUGAGCAGAUUAUAAUUCACCGCAAUUCGGCGCUGCUGAUCGCUGACGAGUACGUACCGCUUGUGUUGGCUGGCAAUUACAAAUGGAUACCGGGUAAACCAGAUGCUAUAUGGCCGAUCCAGAAACCGAUCUACGAGUUUUAUAAAUCGAUGGCCGUUCCGAAGACAUCACCGUUCGUUGGCACGUUUAACGCAAUUGUUCUGCACUGUGUCGAAGCCGGCAUGAACGAUCGAUUCAUGCAUCAGCUUGAAACGGUGGUACAGUUAAUGAAAAUUAGACGCAUUCGAGAACAUCCUUCCGUGCCGGAUUACAUCGUGUUCAAUAUGGAGCAUUUGAUGCCACUGUUCAUAUUUUACUUUGCGAUGUUGCUACUCUCGGGUGGGAUUUUUAUCAUGGAGCUCAUAAUCAAGCGCGUCGAACGGGCACGUUCUCCGCAAGUGAUACAUCGUGUCGAAGAGUAUGUACCGUUUGAUUUUAUCCUUUGA